Molecule: messenger RNA, 1518 nt
Organism: Suncus etruscus (white-toothed pygmy shrew)
Lineage: Eukaryota; Metazoa; Chordata; Mammalia; Eulipotyphla; Soricidae
Gene: HNRNPAB
Product: heterogeneous nuclear ribonucleoprotein A/B
Exons: 8
Coding region: 161-1135 (324 amino acids)
Biological process (GO): regulation of gene expression
Cellular component (GO): nucleoplasm
Molecular function (GO): RNA binding
Source: RefSeq, a predicted model, not a curated record
GUCAGGCGGCGGCGGCACCGCGCGGGCCGAGUGGGGGCUUCAGGUCGGCGGUCCCGAGCGGCGGCGGCGGCGGCGAGGCCCGGCGGCGCGUGCGCCUUUCCGGCGGGUGGGAACUAGCGGCGUCACCGGCGGCGGAGGAGCCGCCGCGCCCCGGCCCAGGAUGUCGGAAGCGGGCGAGGAGCAGCCCAUGGACACGGCGGGCGCCACCGAGAACGGCCACGAGGCCGCCGCCGAGGGCGAGUGUCCGGCCGGGCCCGGGCCGGCGGCGGCGGCGGCGGCGGGCGGCGGGACGGCGGCGCCCCCGGCCGGCAGCCAGAACGGCGCGGAAGGCGACCAGAUCAACGCCAGCAAGAACGAGGAGGACGCGGGGAAGAUGUUCGUUGGCGGCCUGAGCUGGGACACCAGCAAGAAGGACCUGAAGGACUAUUUCACCAAGUUCGGGGAGGUCGUGGACUGCACCAUCAAGAUGGACCCCAACACGGGGAGGUCGCGCGGGUUCGGGUUUAUCCUGUUCAAAGAUGCCGCCAGUGUGGAGAAGGUCUUGGACCAGAAGGAGCACAGGCUGGAUGGCCGGGUCAUCGACCCCAAGAAGGCUAUGGCUAUGAAAAAGGAUCCAGUGAAGAAAAUCUUUGUGGGGGGCCUGAAUCCUGAGGCCACGGAGGACAAGAUCCGCGAGUACUUCCGCGACUUUGGGGAGAUCGAGGCCAUUGAGCUCCCCAUGGACCCAAAGUCUAACAAGAGACGCGGCUUUGUCUUCAUCACUUUUAAAGAAGAGGACCCUGUGAAGAAGGUUCUGGAAAAGAAGUUUCACACCAUCAGUGGGAGCAAAUGUGAGAUCAAGGUGGCGCAGCCCAAGGAGGUGUACCAGCAACAGCAAUACGGCUCUGGGGGCCGUGGGAACCGCAAUAGGGGCAACCGUGGCAGUGGUGGAGGUGGCGGAGGUCAGAGUCAGAGUUGGAAUCAGGGCUACGGCAGCUACUGGAACCAGGGCUACGGGCCCAGCUAUGGCGGCUACGACUACUCGCCCUAUGGCUAUUACGGCUACGGCCCCGGCUACGACUACAGUCAGGGUAGUGCCAAUUACGGGAAGAGCCAGCGCCGUGGUGGCCACCAGAAUAACUACAAGCCAUACUGAGGCUGCGGGAUCGCAAUUAUGUACCAGAUGUAAUGGCAACUGUGGCCUGUCCCAUGUGCAUCUUACUUCAACUUUCCUGGAAAUCACUCUCCUGUCGCCCGACUGUGUGCAGAGCUCUAGUGUAGGCAGUGCCCUUCCGGGCCCGCCCCUGGUUGUGAAGCGAAAGCUGUACCUUAGAGACCAGUGGCACCUUUUCACCAUUUAAUUUUGUAUUAUUUGUGUCAUACAUUUCCUGUAAUGGAAGUGUUAAUUUUACUGUACUUUUUGGUACCUUUUGGGAAUCUAAUGUAUUGUAAGGUAUUUUACACGUGUCCUGAUUUUGCCACGACCUGGAUAUUGAAGCUAUCCAAGCUUUUGAAAUAAAAAUGGAAAAAAAGAACCCA